AUGGGAUUGAGCACUAAACAAGUCUCCGGCGACCUUCCGGCGUUCGAUUGGCCUUCCGGGAAAGCUACUCCGCGGCCGGGUGCACCUGAGCCGCCCGAGCCCACGUCCAAGUGCCCCAGAUGCGGAUCAACCAACACCAAAUUCUGUUACUACAACAACUACAAUAAAUCUCAGCCCCGCCAUUUGUGCAAGUCAUGCAAGAGGCACUGGACUAAAGGCGGCACCCUGCGGAACGUUCCGGUUGGCGGUGGCCGGAAAAACAAACGCCCGAAGAUUUCAGGCGGCAGCAAGAAAAGCACGUCAAGCGCUCUUUAUCAUGCGCUCAUUGGAUCUCCUUUAGUGCACGAGAAAACGGAUAAUAAUAAUAAUAAUAAUGGCGGGAACGUUAUUACUUCUUCUUCUUCUUCGGGUUUGAAUUCUCAGUUCCAUCUCUCGAGUUUAAGCGCGUUCGAAAUGAGUACGUUGCUGAAUCCCAUCUCUUAUCAUCAUCAUGAUUCAUUUAGCGCAUUUGGUCCCUAUGAUCAAGGGAAUCUUGAUUCGAUCGAAGAAUCGACUAUCACGAGCGUGGGCUAUAUUGCGAGCUCUAGCAACGGGCCGUGGGGCGGCGGUCCUUUGGAUUUGCCCGAUUAUUGGAACUGGAAUGAGAUCGACGAUCAUUUCAAUAUAUCGUGGGAUGAUGGUGAGUCUGAGAUCAAACCCUAG
Striga hermonthica is the source of this 702-nucleotide messenger RNA. NCBI's taxonomy places the organism in Eukaryota, Viridiplantae, Streptophyta, Magnoliopsida, Lamiales, Orobanchaceae. The record is from the annotation of a GenBank genome assembly.